AUGGUGGCCCCCGCGACCACCACAGCGAAUGCGCAACCGAACAAUCCCCGUCAGCGGCCGAAUACCUCCUACCCUUCUUACGGCCACAAUGUACCGCUGAGCGCUAGACGGUCUGCGCCUUUGGAUCUUUCGACCGUCGAACGGCGCGGUCAGCCAAGUGCCACUCGAGAACCAACAAAUCGCGUUCGCGCCCAUGGCCUACCGGAAGCCCCUACUUUCCGUCCUACCGAAGAAGAAUUCAGAGACCCCAACGAAUACAUCAGGAAAAUCGCACCGGAGGGGUCCAAAUAUGGUAUUUGCAGGAUUAUUCCCCCGGAGAAUUGGAAUCCUCCAUUUGCAGUAGAUACAGAAAGGUUCCAUUUCAAGACCCGCCGUCAAGAAUUAAACUCAGUCGAAGGAGGUACCCGGGCGAAUUUGAACUACCUCGAUCAGCUCGCAAAAUUCCAUAAACAACAUGGCACCAACCUUAAUCGCUUCCCUAGUGUCGACAAAAGACCCCUCGAUUUGUAUAAGCUGAAAAAGGCAGUCGAGGUUCGUGGUGGAUUCGAUCAGGUCUGCAAGUUGAAAAAAUGGGCCGAAAUUGGUCGCGACCUGGGCUACAGCGGCAAGAUCAUGUCUUCACUCUCCACGUCGCUGAAAAAUUCAUACCAACGGUGGCUUCAACCUUACGAAGAGUAUCUCCGUGUCGCCAAACCUGGCGUGCAACAACAGCUUGAAGUUGAACAAGGUGGACCCUAUACGCCAUCCCCGAAUCGCUCGCCGGUAGCAAAGCGACCCAUGUCCGCUACCCCAUCAAAUGCGCGUCAAGAAUCUCCUGCCGUACGAGCUUCCAACAUCCUCAACGCCUCGAUCGAGACAGACAGUGUACCAGAACAGCAAGCCCCGACAUCAGAAAUUCCUCUUCGCCCAACGCCAGGUUUCACUGCCGUAAAUCGGCCGGGAGGAUUCACGCCUGUUAAUCGCUCACCGUCGUUUGCUGCGGUAAACAACACUCCCCCGAUCAAACGAGAGAAUGAGAAUGGCUCUUCCACCCCGAAAAAUAUCGCUCCUUACCCGGGCAAGGAUAAGGCUGAUGCCAAACAAACUCCCGUCACCAAUGGGCAUGCCCCGCAUCCACUCAAACGCACCAUCAGCCAUGACAGCUUCGCUGCUGAUUCGCAAAGUGACUCUGUUGAACUGGACGCUUCCGGCCGUAGAAGCAAACGACUUCGAAAAGAUGGUGUACCCAUGGUUGCUGGAUCCCACAUGAGUCUUCUUCGUCCUACACCACCUAAAGGAAAAUCGAAGAGUGGCACACGUAGAACAGGCGAGAAGUGCGAAACCUGCGGGAAAACAGACAAUCCCGAGACUAUCUUUGUGUGUGACAGUUGCGAAAACGGCUACCACAAAUCUUGUCUGGAAAAUCCUUUGAACGCUGAUCCAGAUUAUGACUGGCAUUGCCCGAAAUGUCUUGUUGGUACUGGCGAAUUCGGGUUUGAAGAAGGCGGAGUGUAUUCCUUGAAACAAUUUCAAGAAAAGGCCAAUGCUUUCAAAAAGAGCUAUUUCGCUCCUCGCAUGCCCUUCGACCCCGUUCUGAACACACAGCGCCGUGAAACCGAGGACGACGUUGAACGUGAGUUUUGGAGGCUUGUUGAGAGCCUGACGGAGACCGUGGAGGUUGAGUACGGGGCUGAUAUCCACUCUACCACCCACGGCAGUGGGUUUCCAACUGUCGAGAGAAACCCGCUAGAUCCAUACGCGCAAGAUCCUUGGAAUUUGAAUGUGUUGCCAUUCCACGGCGAUUCUCUGUUUAGGCAUAUCAAGUCCGACAUCUCAGGUAUGACUGUGCCAUGGGUCUACGUUGGGAUGUGCUUUUCUACGUUUUGUUGGCACAAUGAAGACCACUACGCCUAUUCCGCCAAUUAUCAACAUUUUGGUGCUACCAAGACUUGGUAUGGCAUACCCGGAAAGGACGCUGAAGCCUUUGAAGAAGCGAUGCGGCAGGCAGUCCCGGAACUUUUCGAGACACAACCGGACCUUCUGUUUCAGCUGGUGACGCUUCUCCCACCAGAUCAAUUAAAGAAAGCUGGCGUAAACGUCUAUGCGCUUGAUCAGAGAGCUGGCCAGUUUGUUAUUACCUUCCCCCAGGCGUAUCAUGCUGGUUUUAAUCAUGGCUUCAAUUUCAAUGAGGCCGUUAACUUUGCACCGGCAGACUGGGAACCAUUCGGUGCCCUUGGGGUUGAGCGAUUACAAGCAUUCAGAAGACAACCGUGUUUCUCACAUGAUGAACUGCUAAUGACAGCCGCAGCUAGAGAUACUUCCAUCAAGACUGCCAAAUGGCUUGCACCGGCACUAGAUCGUACGGUCGAUCGUGAAACAUCAGAUCGUGCAUCUUUCCUUGAUCGCCAUCGAGCAAUUGCUCCGCAUCAAUGUAAGUUCAGUGGCAGUGAUUGGUCCAGCGAUGCAGAGUGCAAAUUGAAGUAUGUCGUCUACGAGGAAGAUCUCCCGGAGGAGGAGUACCAAUGCCAUUACUGCAAAGCUUAUGCAUAUCUUACUCAAUUCCAUUGUGACAAUACCGGGAAAACUGUCUGCUUAAUCCAUGCCGACAUGUACGACUGCUGUGACGAACCUCUUGAACAAAGAAUGCUAGGUUCAAACCAUACAUUACGAUACCGAAUGACGAAUGACUCAUUAUCGGCCUUGGUACAAAAGAUACAAGACCGCGCUAGGAUACCAGAGGCGUGGAAUGAGAAAUUGGACAAGGUGUUGGAGGACGAAGCGAAACCUCAGCUGAAGGUCCUCCAUAGCCUCCUAAGCGAAGGUGAGAAGAUCCCUUAUCACUUGCCCGGCCUUCAAGACCUGGCGGCUUUCGUUCAGCGGUGCGACAAGUGGGUUGAAGAAGCCAACAACUAUAUCACGCGGAAGCAACAGAACCGCAGGAAGAAUGAGAAAGCCUGGCGUAAAGGCACUUCCAAAGCCGCACAGCUUGAAGAACGCGAUCGUGAGCUUCGCAGAGUGGAAAAUAUCCACGCUCUACUUUCAGAAGCUGAUAAACUGUCCUUCGACUGUCCACAGAUGGCGGCCCUGGAAGAGAAGACCCACGAGAUCGAAAAAUUCCGCCUGGAGGUCCAUCUUGCGCUUAGUUCCAACGUACAAUCAGCCACCCAGAUUGAGGAGUUGGUCGAAUCCAGUCGAAACUUCAACGUGGACCUGCCCGAGGUCGAAAAACUCGAAUCCGUACUUCAACAAAUAAAAUGGCGAGAGCAGUCUCGCGCCAAACGUGAGCAGCACCUCACACUGGGAGAUGUCCAUCAAUUUAUCCAACAAGGCGAGGAGUUGGGUCUCGCCGACAAUGAUCCGGACAUGGCACAUUUCAAGGAGCUCCGUCGGUCUGGUGAGGCAUGGGAAGCCAAAGCCAAGGAGUUGAUUUCUGUAGAGGCAGUCCACUAUGUGCAGCUAGAAGCCUUGUCCGCUCAGGCAUCAAGGUUUCCUGUAUCUCCUGAAACUCUGGCGCAAGUUGAGGCUAUUUUGACCAAGCAGCGUGACGCUCAGAACCAUAUUCGAACUCUCUACGAACGUUCGAAAGACCCUGAUAUUCGCAACCGUCCAACCUAUAAAGAAGUUCGUGAACUGAUGGAGUCAUUGGAGCAGCUUAACAGCAGACCAAUAGGGGCUAUAGAUCUCGAACGCGAACAAAAACAUCAUGAGGAUUGGAUGCGAAAGGGUAAGAAGCUCUUCGGCAAAGCGAAUGCGCCUUUACACAUUCUUAAAUCUUACAUGGAGGUUGUUGAGAAAAAAAAUGCUUCCUGCUUCGAUUUAGAUGAUCGCUGUCGCCCACCUGUCGAACCUUCGUCACGUGAUAAUACUCCUGAUCGUAUCUUGGACAAUCCAUCGACGAGCUGGUUUGAGGCAAAGUCACGGAAGCGAGAUGUGUUUUGCAUAUGCAGAUUACCGGAAUCGGGAAUGAUGAUUGAGUGCGAGCUAUGUCAUGAAUGGUAUCAUGGCAAAUGCUUGAAGAUCGCUCGAGGCAAGGUCAAGGAAUUCGACAAGUACACAUGUCCGAUCUGUGACUGGCGACGAAAAAUCCCUCGUGACGCAGCACGUCCCAAGUUGGAAGACUUGCAAGAUUGGCAGGCAGAAAUUGCCAGUCUACCCUUUCAACCAGAUGAAGAAGAAGUCUUGAACAGCAUUGUGAAACAAGCUACACAGUUCCGAGAAUUUCUUCAAAGCUUCACAAACGCUGCUUGCACAACCAGCGAGGAGGUCCCAACUCUGAUUUUUUAUCUUCGCAAAAUCGAAGGGGCAGAAGUUCUACUCGCCUACGAAACCAACUUCUUCCGGCAGGAGAUUCAUAAAUGGGCACCGGUUGCCCCUGAACCGCCACCAAUUCUUGAGCAAUCCCUUUCAACGCGAAAACCACGUCCUACCAAGAGUCAAAAAAUUAUGGCGCAAUUAGGAGUAGAUCGUGUUGAAGAUCUCCCUCCACAUCUCAGACCUAAGACCAGUCAAGCCGGCAAGCGUAAAUCUAUGGAUGCAACCCAACAGGCUCGUACACCGCAGCCUGGAGGCAGCACUACGACGGACUAUCAAGCCGAUGGAGAUAACGGAGCCGGCCUAGAGAACUCAUCUACUCCCUUUUUCUCAGGCAGCUACGGCAAUCUUGGCCAGGAUUCUAGUCCAUCAUUUAGACUAUCAUCAACCCCAGAACCCGGUCCUGCUUUGCUUUCUCAUGCCAGUGGCCAUUCCACAACAUUCCCGUCGCGCGCAUCGCCACAUGGUUUGGAUCAACCUCUGUUUAGCGGUCCCUCUGUUUUCCGUGAUCCACAGGAAAGCGCUCCGGGAGUUGGUAUUGAUACUGGGAAUCCAUUCAGUAGUAGUCCACCUCGACAAGAGAUGAGUGAUGUCUUUGCCGAUCUGACCAACGAUGACCCGGAGGCUGUCGAACCAAUGGAGAAUACUCACGCCAACGAGGCCCUUGAGGCCCUUGAUGUCAGCAACGGUAGUGAAAGACAUGACUCAAACAACGAAGGCGAUGGUGAUAUAUCCGGCCCCGGCGAUGACGUCGAAAACCAUGAUAGAGAUGGCGAUGGUUUUUAA
Molecule: messenger RNA, 5076 nt
Organism: Talaromyces marneffei
Lineage: Eukaryota; Fungi; Ascomycota; Eurotiomycetes; Eurotiales; Trichocomaceae
Exons: 6
Coding region: 1-5076 (1691 amino acids)
Biological process (GO): chromatin remodeling
Cellular component (GO): nucleus
Molecular function (GO): histone demethylase activity; DNA binding
Source: RefSeq, a predicted model, not a curated record